AUGGCCCAGCCCGCACAGUAUGCCUUGAGGGGGCAGGCGAAGGCGCCACACGCGCCACCUGCGCCACGUGCGCCACGUGCGCCACGCGUCACGCCAGCGUCACGCUCGUCCGAAAGGACGGCGAGACAUGGUCAGUUCCAAGGUCACUUCGCUUGGGCUCCCAUUGGGGCCGCCGCGUGCCUCUCCUCCCGGCGAAGUGGUCACACCAAACGCUCCAAGCGGUUUACGCUGGUCAGAGCAGCAGUGUCCGAGAUCUCCUGGGAGGAGGACGUCGUCGAGAAGCUACCCAUUCCAAAGGGAACACCUGUGAAGGCGGGCGUGACUACCUCACCGAUGGCGGCGCUGUUUGACUACGUUUGGAAGCCAAAGACAGUGGAAGAUAGUAUUGAUGCUGGUGUUCAUCCAGCUGUAGCAGAGCUGCGAAGGAAGGAGGCUGACAAGCAGAGAACAGUCACUGAUGCCAUCGUGGGAAAGAGAUGGCAUGGACAGAGCCGUGCAGCGCCGGAAGUCGACAUCAACAAGUUGAGCACCAUGGACUCGGCCUUCGAUCCUUCGCAGUUCUUCAAGCAGGCCAAGAAGAUGGGUGUUCAUCCAUUAGACUUCAUGGAAAAGAAGGUCAUGGAGCCCUCAAUCCCUGGAGCUGGCAGUAGCAAGGACAAGAAAAAGGACAAGAAGAAGAAGGAGAAGAGCAAAGACAAGAAGAAGAAGAAGGACAAGAAGAAGAAGAAAAAGAAGAAGAAGAAGAAAGCCUCUUCCUCCUCCUCUUCUUCUGGUUCAUCGUCGGGCUCAUCUGCAAAGAAAAGGAAGGCUGAAGAAGAGCUUCAGCAGUAUCAGAUGAGAAUAGCAGAGGCGAGGCAGAAGCAACAGGCCAUCGCAGAGCUCGAACAGAUGAAGGCGGAUCGUCGCGCCGCCCAAGAAGCCAAAGAACGCGCCUCGAGGCAGCGCAUGGUGCCAAUGAGGCCGGAAGAGGGACACGCCAUGGCCAGGCAACUGGAGCAGCAGUACUUCUCACAGUUCAAGGUCUUGGGCGGAAAGCAGUUGCCCGAGCCCGGCUGA
Molecule: messenger RNA, 1056 nt
Organism: Durusdinium trenchii
Lineage: Eukaryota; Dinophyceae; Suessiales; Symbiodiniaceae
Source: the annotation of a GenBank genome assembly